Arabis nemorensis is the source of this 3768-nucleotide messenger RNA. The record is from the annotation of a GenBank genome assembly. Lineage: Eukaryota; Viridiplantae; Streptophyta; Magnoliopsida; Brassicales; Brassicaceae.
AUGGCAGCUAGAGGAGAAGAAGAGGAAAAGUUGCCGGAGAAUAUCAAAAUCGAAUCGGCGGGUGUGAAUGGAGAAGAGGAAGAAGACGACGAGCAUGAUUCGAAGGAGAGAGUUUUACUGAGAUACUUUCUGCAAGAAUGGAAGCUCGUUAAAUCUCUUCUCGAUGAUAUUGUUUCGAAUGGUCGUGUCGUUGAUCCUUCUUCUGUUCGGAAGAUCCGAUCCAUCAUGGAUAGAUAUCAGGAGCAAGGUCAACUAGUGGAACCUUACUUAGAGAGUAUAGUUUCUCCAUUAAUGUUUAUCAUUCGCUCGAAAACAGUUGAAUUAGAAGCGAAACCUGAUGAGAUUCUUGAAAUUAUCAAGCCAAUAAGCAUUAUUAUAUAUGCUUUAGUUACAGUCUGUGGGUACAAAGCUGUUAUCAAGUUCUUUCCGCAUCAAGUAUCCGAUCUGGAACUCGCUGUGGCGCUCCUAGAGAAGUGCCAUAGCACGAGUUCUGUUUCUUCCUUGAGGCAAGAAAGCACUGGAGAAAUGGAGGCCAAAUGUGUUACUCUUUUGUGGCUUUCGAUACUUGUGUUGGUCCCGUUUGAUAUUUCUUCUGUUGAUACAAGCAUUGCAAAUGAUAAGAGCUUUGGUGUGGACGAUCUUGCUCCUUUGGUAUUGAAGAUUUUAGGUUUCUGUAAGGACUAUCUUUGCAAUGCUGGACCGAUGCGCAGGAUAUCGGGAUUGCUUCUCUCUAAGCUUUUAACGCGUCCGGAUAUGGGAAAGGCGUUUACAAGUUUUAUCGAGUGGACACAUGGAGUUUUAUCCUCUAUGGAAGAUAGUGUUGUGAACCACUUUCGCUUGCUUGGUGUGAUGGAGGCUCUUGCUGCCAUUUUUAAGACCGCUAGCCGGAAAGUGUUGCUAGAUGUGCUUCCUACUGUUUUGAAUGAUGUGACCGUGCUAAGCAAAUCAAAUGCGGCAGCUAAAAGUCCUCUGCUUCGCAAGUAUUUGAUCAAGUUAACUCAAAGGAUAGGGCUUGUUUGUCUUCCUCAUCGCUCACCUACCUGGCGCUAUGUGGCUCAAACGGCCUCUCUUUCUAAGAAUAUAUCUACCAGUUCACCCCAAAGAUUGGCCCCUGAUCAUGCUAUGACUGCGGUCUCACAUCAAGAAAGUUCAGAUGACGAAGAGGAUGAAGAUAUGGACGUUCCUGAUAUCUUAGAAGAGAUAAUUGAAAUGCUGCUCUCUGGUUUGAGGGACACGGACACUGUGGUUCGUUGGUCUGCAGCAAAGGGUAUAGGCCGUGUGACUUCACGACUAACAUCUGUUCUUUCUGAAGAGGUGCUGUCAUCUGUAUUGGAGCUGUUUUCACCAGGAGAGGGAGAUGGUUCAUGGCAUGGGGGUUGUUUGGCCUUGGCUGAAUUGGCUCGUAGAGGGUUACUGUUGCCUAGAAGUUUCCCACAAGUCAUUCCAGUUAUUGUGAAGGCACUCCAUUAUGAUGUCCGUAGAGGUCCGCACAGUGUUGGAUCUCAUGUGCGUGAUGCAGCUGCCUAUGUAUGUUGGGCAUUUGGACGUGCCUAUUCCCACAAAGAUAUGAAAAACGUGCUGGAUCAGCUGGCUCCAGAUUUGUUGAUAGUGGGUUGCUUCGAUAGAGAGGUGAACUGUAGAAGGGCUGCUGCCGCUGCUUUCCAAGAGAACGUUGGAAGACAAGGAAAUUACCCUCAUGGGAUUGACAUAGUGAAUAUAGCUGACUAUUUCUCCCUUUCUUCUCGGGUGAACUCUUACCUUCAGGUUGCUGUUUCCAUUGCUCAAUAUGAAGGGUAUCUUUAUCCGUUUGUGGACGAAUUGCUUAACAACAAGAUCUGCCACUGGGAUAAGAGCUUGAGAGAACUUGCUGCAGAAGCUCUUGCUGCACUUGUUAAGUAUGAACCUGAGCACUUUGCCAACUAUGUGCUGGAGAAACUAGUUCCUUGUACCCUUUCCACCGAUUUGUGCAUGCGCCAUGGUGCAACAUUAGCAGCUGGAGAGGUUGUGUUAGCUCUGCACCAGUGUGGCUAUGUCCUUUCUGCUGAUAGCCAUAAACGUAUGGCUGGACUAGUACCCGCCAUAGAAAAAGCACGCCUUUACCGUGGGAAAGGUGGAGAAAUAAUGCGACUGGCUGUCUCACGGUUUAUCGAAUGUAUCUCGUUAUCACAUGUGACAUUAGCUGAGAGAACUGAGCGGAUCCUGCUAGAUACUCUCACUGAGAAUUUAAGACAUCCCAAUUCUCAAAUACAGAAUGCAGCUGUCAGUGCUGUUAAACAGCUUGUGCAAUCCUAUCUCGUUGGCAAUGAUAAAAAAACUGUUGAUUUAAUAUCAAAACACCUUAAACAUCUAACGGACCCAAAUGUAGCUGUUCGAAGAGGUUCUGCACUUGCACUUGGUGUCCUGCCAUAUGAAAUAUUGACUGCAAAAUGGAAGGAUGUAGUUUUGAAGCUCUGCAGUGCGUGUAAGAUAGAGGUGAACCCUGAAGACAGAGAUGCAGAGGCACGUGUGAAUGCUGUAAAGGGACUCACAUCUGUGUGUGAGACUCUAACUCAGCAAAGUGCUAGUGCUCCUGAAAACGAUGACCUUUCUCUUUUUCUGCUUAUCAAGACAGAGGUGAUGGAUACUUUACUGAAAGCUCUUGAUGACUAUUCAGUUGAUAACAGAGGUGAUGUAGGUUCUUGGGUUCGUGAAGCUGCAAUCCAUGGCCUUGAGAAAUGUACAUAUAUCCUCUGUAAGAAAGUCGGCACGAAUUCAGCGGCCGAUCAUAACAAUGAAACGUCAUUACUUUUCGAUUCAAAUCUCGCAACCCGCCUAAUUGGAGGUAUUUUGAAGCAAGGAGUGGAGAAAAUGGAUAAAUUAAGAGAAAUAGCUGCGAAAGUUCUUCAAAGGAUUUUGUAUCACAAAACUGUUACCGUCCCUUUCAUACCUCAUAGAGAAAAACUUGAAGAUAUUCUUCCCAACAACGCAAAAUUACAAUGGGCGGUACCGACUUUCUCUUUCCCACUUUUUGUUCAGUUAUUAGAAUUCCAUUGUUACAGCAAAGAAGUGAUGUCCGGAUUAGUAAUUUCGAUUGGAGGAUUACAAGAUUCGCUUAAAAAGGCUUCGCUCUCUGCAUUGCUAGAGUAUAUGAGGGAAGGUGAAGUUAAAGAACAACAAUCCAGAGAAUCUGCGAUGUGCGACGACAUCCUCUGGAUACUUCAAGAGUACAAGAAAUGCGACAGAGUUAUCGUGCCCUGUCUAAAGACUAUUGGGGACCUCUUCGGCAGCAAGAUUUUUCUGAAUCAAGAGGCUUAUACGUUGAGUUUCUACGUGGGUGUCAUGGAUUCUCUAGCCAUGGAACUACGAGCUUCAAAAGAUUUCACAAAGUUAAAAGCAGGCCUUGUAAUACUUGGAUAUAUCGCGUCAGUCUCAGAACCCAUCAGCAAACAAGCCUUCUCUCAGCUUUUAGCAUUCCUUGCCCACCGAUACCCAAAGAUUCGUAAGGAGGCAGCGGAUCAAGUCUAUCUUGCGCUCCUUCAAAACGGAAUCUUGGUAACAGAGGACAAGAUUGAGAAAGUGACAGAAAUAAUAUCAGAGUCUUGUUGGGAAGCUGACAUGGAAUCAACCCAAUCUCAGAGGUUGGAAUUGUGUGAAUUGACUGGUUUAGACCAUGGAGUAGUGUUCAAGACCAGAAACAGAAAGGUGACUAGAGAUAUCGCCGGGGAUAAGAGGACUGCUUCGGACGAGAAUGCGUCUUACUCAUCCCUAGUCGAUUCCUCUGGCUUCUGA